Xiphophorus hellerii (green swordtail) is the source of this 1019-nucleotide messenger RNA. RefSeq names its product trace amine-associated receptor 13c-like. Gene Ontology annotation, cellular component: membrane. Gene Ontology annotation, biological process: G protein-coupled receptor signaling pathway. The transcript has 2 exons. The record is from RefSeq and is a predicted model, not a curated record. The coding region runs from base 80 to 967 and encodes 295 amino acids. Gene Ontology annotation, molecular function: trace-amine receptor activity. NCBI's taxonomy places the organism in Eukaryota, Metazoa, Chordata, Actinopteri, Cyprinodontiformes, Poeciliidae.
GGAAGCUGAACUCUGCUUCCCAGAGUUCUUGAACUCCUCCUGCAAGAGGCUGACGAUUCCUCACUUUGAGGUUGUACUCAUGUACAUUGUGCUGUCCUCCAUCUCUGUCCUAACAGCCUUUCUAAACUUGCUGCUCAUCAUCUCUGUCUCACAUUUCAGGCAGCUGCACACUCCCACCAACCUCCUGCUCCUCUCGUUGGCCAUCUCAGACUUUUCUGUGGGCCUCCUAUUGUUUUUUCAAACUGCUCUCAUAGACGGCUGCUGGUUUCUCGGUGACAUUAUGUGCACUGUGUAUCAGUAUUUAGCGUAUGUUAUCACCUCUUCAUCGAUAGGAACCAUGGUGCUCAUAUCUUUAGACCGAUAUGUAGCCAUUUGUUACCCCCUGCAUUACUCCACCAAAAUCACACGAGGCAGAGUAAAGGUCUGCAUCUUCCUAUGCUGGAUGUGUUCUUGGGUAUUUCAAAGUCUGAUUCUGAUUGAGAACUUAAAGCAGCCAGGUAAGUAUAACUCCUGCAUCGGAGAGUGUGCCUUUGUCAUUAGCUACAUUGCAGGAUAUGUUGAUCUUGCAUUUUCCUUCAUUGUUCCCAUCAGCAUUAUUGUAGUUUUGUACCUCAGAGUGUUUGUGGUAGCCGUGUCUCAGUCUCGCGCCAUGCGCUCUCACAUCACAGCCGUCAGUCUCCGACAUUCUGUAACGGCUAAAAGAUCCCAGGUGAAGGCAGCAAAGACUCUUGGUCUUGUGGUGCUGGUGUUCCUGCUGUGUAUGUGUCCAUAUUACUGUGUUGCUCUCUCAGAGGAAGGCAACUCUAUGAGUGCUUCAUCUGCUGCGUUUGUCAUAUGUUUGUUCUACUUUAACUCUUGCUUAAACCCUAUCAUCUAUGCCUUUUUCUACCCCUGGUUCAGAAAAUCAAUUAAGCUCAUAUUUACUCUUCAAAUAUUCCACCAUGACUCCUGUGACACCAGCAUGUAGUAGUUUUAUUCGUUUUCCUGUAAAAGACACUUAUGUGUGUAGAUGAGCAACU